This is a messenger RNA of Lasiosphaeria miniovina, 582 nucleotides long. RefSeq lists its product as uncharacterized. The transcript has a single exon. The record is from RefSeq and is a predicted model, not a curated record. Lineage: Eukaryota; Fungi; Ascomycota; Sordariomycetes; Sordariales; Lasiosphaeriaceae. Bases 185 to 523 code for a protein of 112 amino acids.
AUUGAUUGUUGCGUUAGGCGGCUACGGUAAACACCCCUUCCUAAGUGCCCAAAUUUCUCAAUGCAGCAGACACCUCGAACAACUGCGCCCUUUGAGCCACGUUGCCAUAAGCUCAUAAUCUUGGUGCUGCUCUUGCUACGAGUGGAGAGUUCACUAGCUGGGGACGGGCUUCAUCUCUCGAUGUAUGACCUUGUUAAUUAGAAUAGUUUUCGGACUCGUAAGUGCACUUGGACUCGAAGCUACACACUCCUUCGAAUAUAAACGCUACUGUCUGAUUUGGGGCCUUUCCUUACUUUAUUCGGCAAUGCUGCCAGACGAAUUUAUCAGACGCCGUUUAGACAGGAAAAAUGUUCUGGCCAUCAAUGAUUUGAGGUUAUUAUGGGAGGAAGUGUUGUACUCAGAAGGGGGCAGGAUUUUGGUGUUUCAGGAAGUAGAAACAAGCGUACGGCAAAUUUUCAACAGAGAGGAGGAGAAUGCUUAUUUAUCUCUUGUAAGUUCAAGCAAUUGGUCCGGAGCCCGUUAGGGGACUUUCAAGAGCCGCAUUAUAAACUCAAGAUAAAAAGCCAGCCUCGUCAGUCCCUA